UUGAGAGCUGUAAUAGUGGCCCUGAAUUUCUAAACACAAGAAAUUGCUUAGACAAUUGGUUUAGUAUCUGUAUGUGGGCAAUACUCUGUCCUGCAGUAGGUCAGGAUUAACUGGAUCAAUCUAACUUGGAAAAAAGUUGUUGGGUAGGAGGAAGAAAUUCAAAGGCAGCAUGUCAGCUGAAACACCAAUCACACUGAAUAUCAAUCCUCAGGAUCUGCAGGUCCAAACAUUUACUGUAGAGAAGCUCUUGGAACCUCUCAUAAUCCAGGUUACUACACUUGUAAAUUGUCCCCAGAAUCCUUCCAACAGGAAAAAAGGCCGUUCAAAAAGAGCCAGAGUUCUUCUAGCUUCUGUGGAGGAAGCAACUUGGAAUUUAUUAGACAAGGGAGAGAAGAUUGCUCAGGAAGCCACCGCUUUGAAGGAAGAGCUUACUGGGGCACUCCAGGAAGUUCGCAAAGAAAGUGAUGCUCUAAAAGAAUCAGCUGAGAGAUUUGCAGAUGACCCUUGUUAUCUCCCCAAAAGAGAGGCUGUGGUUCAAGCUGCCCGUGCCUUGUUGGCUGCAGUUACCAGACUCCUUAUCCUCGCAGAUAUGAUUGAUGUCAUGUGUCUCUUGCAGCAUGUGUCAGCUUUUCAAAGAACAUUUGAUUCUCUUAAAAAUGUUUCCAAUAAAUCUGACCUCCAGAAAACCUACCAGAAGCUUGGGAAGGAGCUGGAAAAUUUGGACUACUUAGCUUUCAAACGUCAGCAGGACUUAAAAUCUCCAAAUCAGAGGGAUGAAAUUGCAGGUGCCCGGGCCUCUUUGAAGGAGAACUCCCCCAUAUUGCAUUCAAUUUGUUCAGCUUAUUUGGAACAUUCUGAUGUUGCUUCCCUCAAAGCCAGCAAGGAUACAGUGUGUGAAGAAAUUCAGAAUGCCCUCAAUGUGAUUUCAAAUGCUUCACAAGGCAUCCAGAAUAUGUCACCCCCACCAGAACCUCAGGCAGCAACCCUGGGAAGUGCCCUUGAUGAACUUGAGAAUUUAAUUGUCUUGGAUCCACUCACAGUGACUGAAGAGGAAAUAAGACCAUCCCUAGAGAAACGUCUUGAGGCCAUUAUCAGUGGGGCUGCUCUGCUGGCUGACUCUUCAUGCACGAGGGAUUUCCAUCGGGAGCGCAUUAUCGCAGAAUGCAAUGCCAUUCGCCAGGCUCUCCAGGACCUGCUUUCAGAGUACAUGAACAAUGUAGGUGACUGGUUUUCUCCUACUCCAUACACUGGGUAUGGGCUGAAGUUCUUUCUGUUUAUAAAAUGCGGUAAAUUACAAAUGAGUAAGUCUGACACAGGUCCCAGUGGGUUGCAAAUGAGUGUCAGCAGGUGCAUUCUUUUCUGGAGACUGUAGGGAGGAAUCUCUUUCUUUGCCUUUUCCAGCUUCUGGAGGUCAACCACAUUCCUCUGUACAGUGCCUUCUUCCUCUAUCUUCAAAGACAGCAAUGUCACAUUUCUCUAACCUUGCUUCUGUCCUCACGUCUCUCUCUCUGCUCACAGCCAGGAAAGAUUCUCCACUUUUUUAGGACUCGUGAUUAGGUAGGGCCCACCAGUAUUAUUCAGGAUAACCAUCCCGUAAGAUAGUUAUGGCUCUUAACCUUAAUUACUUCUGCAAAGUUCCUUUUGCCACAUAACAUAAUGUAGUCACAGGUUUUGGGAAUUAGGAAAUGGACAUCUUUGGGAGGCUCAUGGUCAUAUUCCUAGUACGAGUUUUCCCUUGUUUCCUCUAGAA
Messenger RNA from Phacochoerus africanus (Common warthog), 1750 nucleotides. RefSeq names its product catenin alpha-3-like. The transcript has 9 exons. Gene Ontology annotation, biological process: cell migration; cell-cell adhesion. Gene Ontology annotation, cellular component: adherens junction; fascia adherens. Bases 170 to 1372 code for a protein of 400 amino acids. NCBI's taxonomy places the organism in Eukaryota, Metazoa, Chordata, Mammalia, Artiodactyla, Suidae. Gene Ontology annotation, molecular function: beta-catenin binding; actin filament binding; cadherin binding. The record is from RefSeq and is a predicted model, not a curated record.